This is a messenger RNA of Actinia tenebrosa (Australian red waratah sea anemone), 1717 nucleotides long. RefSeq names its product protein ripply2. The record is from RefSeq and is a predicted model, not a curated record. NCBI's taxonomy places the organism in Eukaryota, Metazoa, Cnidaria, Anthozoa, Actiniaria, Actiniidae. Gene Ontology annotation, cellular component: nucleus. Gene Ontology annotation, biological process: negative regulation of transcription by RNA polymerase II; embryonic pattern specification.
UUAAUUAAGAUUGUUUUCGAUAAAUUUUGGCCAUUUUAACGUCGCAGACAAUAACAACUUUCUUACUAAAGUACAAAAAUACACCAACUCGAUGAUUGGCUGUGAGGUGUGAAGACCUGUCUAGACAUUUCGAGGACGAGUAGGACAGACGUGGUAGGAAUGUACGUAUGAAAAGUGAUUUUCCCGAGUUCUGUGUACGAGGAGUUGGACAUAUGGUUAAUUUUGAACGCGCUGUCGAACAUUGACUAACAAUAUUAUUCACAAAGCACACAGUAACACACCGGGAUUGUCUGUCGUCCAGUUUGAUUAACGCCUUCGAAGGCUGCCUUGUUUCGACUUUUAGCACCUCAGCCCGGACUGGAAUAAUUUACUGAACAGUUUGUCGACGUACGUAGMCGCCAUUUUUGUUUUUAAAGAAGAAGUUUUGUCCACGUUGAAGAAAUUUGCUGUCAACUGGGUUUUUCACUGCAUGUCGAUAGCAAGCGAAAACAACAGCAUUCUCCCGAGGCCAUGGACUGCUUAACGAGAAACACAACACAAAACAGCACGAAAAUCUGGCGACCAUGGGACGAAGACACAACGAAAAUCGAUCCCACAAAAUGCAAAAGACUUCAUCCCUACGUGAGACAUCCUACGAGAAACCAGAUGCAGUCAAACUUCCAUCCACUGCAAUCGUAUGUUAGCACUUUCGAGCAUCCAGUAAGACUUUAUUGGACUAAAGCUGCCUACGACUAUAUGUACGAAGCAGGAGAAAGAUUACUUAGAAACUUCCCAGUACAAGCGACAAUACAAGUGGUUGACGAUAGUGAUAGCAGUGACGAUGAAGACGACGACGAUGAUGAGUAUGAAAACAAUGAAGACAAAAAGAAAGAGGAUGACACAAAAGAUAUAAUCCAAGAGGACAAAGGAAACAAGAAAAGUGGAUGACAAGAAGCACAAAGUGUAAAAAGAGACUCAAUAUUUUCAAAAAAUAUUAUGUAGAAAUAUACAGUAUUCCUGGUAGCCUGGCUGUUCGAAACUGAGAAGAGAAAAGACGAUUACUGCGACCAUGCUUUAUCGAAAAAACUCAACGAAAUUCAAUUCCAUUCAGUCAUUACAGAAGUCCACGAAGUUGAUCGACGGAAAUUACUAUCAGUUGUCGUUAAAAUAGCAUUCUUUAUGGAGUUUUGCGUGCGUUGCUUAAUCGAAAGUUUAAGAAGAUAAUCCUUGUAUCGUAGCUUUAUCGAAACUUGAGAAAAACUUUCUGAGAGGGUUAUGCCUCGCACACUCAAAUGGCUUUAGCCGUCAAGAAUAUUUUCAGUUGAAUCCAAAAAAGCGGGAAAUGUUUCGAACAACAAUAGACUCGGGCGCUUGUUUCGUUCUAGAAGUUCUUCCAAUUUCUCGCUACUUCACGUUAACGUUUUCAAUUUAUUUGAAACCAAAACUUUUUAAAUAUCCGUUCAUAAAUAGAAUUAUGUAAACUCUAGUUUCUGCGAAUUCGGCGGGAUACCAUCAGCAUUCUUCCUGGUUUAAAUCAGAACGUUUUUUUUUUUUCUAACGCUAAAAAGAUAUAGAGAUACCAUUUGAUUUGGAAACGAAAGCCAUUUUGAAUUAAAAGAAUUAACAAGCUAACAGAUUCGCUUUCCAUCAGUUUUCAUGGAAUUUUAAUUAACAUUUGUUGCUUUGACGCAGUAUUUGAAGUUUUGACUUACUCACCAAACAAACAAAAAAAAAAAUA